Athalia rosae (coleseed sawfly) is the source of this 4951-nucleotide messenger RNA. RefSeq names its product girdin (gene Girdin). Bases 300 to 4199 code for a protein of 1299 amino acids. The record is from RefSeq and is a predicted model, not a curated record. Gene Ontology annotation, molecular function: microtubule binding; dynein light intermediate chain binding. Gene Ontology annotation, cellular component: cytoplasm; centrosome. The transcript has 22 exons. Lineage: Eukaryota; Metazoa; Arthropoda; Insecta; Hymenoptera; Athaliidae. Gene Ontology annotation, biological process: cytoskeleton-dependent intracellular transport; cytoplasmic microtubule organization.
AUAACCUCAGUAUAAAAAGUACUCGAUUUGACGCAUCAAGAACUGUCAAGCAUUAUUGAAAAACAAGAUUUCAAAUUCGAAUCAUCUGUAUUAUUAUCGCUUAUUGAUACCUAAUUAUUACUCCUCCACUAUGAUGGAGAGACGUAGUUUUUUUACACCUACCACAAGUUAUUAUCUCAAGACAAAUUAGAGACGAAUUAUUUAAGUUCUUCUCUCCGAACUUGAGCUACAAUUGUAUUUCAAUCAUUAUCAUUAAAAUCCUGACAAGUUGCAGAUAGGCGAAGGCAAUAUCACCAAAAAUGGCAUCAUCUAGCGUCGAGGAAUUUUUAUCAGGUCCUCUUGUCACCUGGUUCACAAGCUGUCUUGAGGACCCCGAUACUGUCGUCAGUUACCAUGAUUUGGUUGAUGGGGUUGUACUACACGAUGUAUUCUUACAAAUAAAUCCAGAACCCUUGCACGAUGGGGUUGUACCUAGUGUAGGGAACCCAGUGAUACGAACAAAAAAUUUGGAUGUAAUAAUAGGAAAUGUUAAACAAUUCUAUGAGGAGGAAUUAGGUCACCUAGUACUCGUGUUACCUGAUGCCACAAAGCUGGGAAAAGACCCGGAAAGCGCCAUUGGUGAAACUAAAUUACUUUUGCUACUGCUGCUUGGAUGUGCUGUCCAAUGUCCUAACAAAGAGAAAUUCAUCACUAAAAUCAAAGAUAUGGCCAUCGACGUUCAACUAGCAAUUGUCGAUUGUAUAAAACAGGUGACAGAUGACCAGAGCAUUGUCAUCACUCAAGAAUGGAUGGAAAACGUCAACAUGGGUGUUUUAUUCAACCAAAUUAGACGGUUGGUUCAUGAACGAGACAUAUAUUAUGAGAAAUGGAAAGGAUCAGGGGCUACCGAAAAUGCGGACAAUAACGAGUCUGUCACAAGUGUUGAGAUUGAGGAAAUGAACAAGUUGCACCAAAUGAGCAGCAUUGCCAAAUCGGACAGAGGCAACAACCAUCAUCAUGCCGUCGAACUAGCUGAUUGGAAAUCAAAAGUCAGAAAACAACGACAAGAACUCGAAGAGAAGACUGAGGCCUUAUUAGAGUGCAAGGAGGAAAUGGAACAUACAAAGGCAGCUCUUGUCAAACUUAGACAAGAGAACCAAGAACUGAUGCAUGAAGCUCGCACGGCAAAAUCCUACAGAGAUGAAUUGGACGCUGUCAUCGAACGCGCCGAGCGAGCCGAUCGUUUGGAGAUAGAGGUCACGCGGUACAAAGAAAAAUUAGCUGACAUUGAAUUUUAUAAAACUAGAAUCGAAGAAAUACGGGAAGAUAACAGAGUUCUGAUGGAAACUAGAGAGAUGCUGGAGGAACAAUUGAUGACGACAAGAAGGCGGUCGGAUAAAGUGCCUGAGUUGGAAUCAGAAAUAAUAAAGUAUAAGCAGCUUCUGAAUGAUGCAUCUUUGGAACGAGAAGCUGAUAAGGAAAGAUACCAAGAAAUUUGCGAUGAGAAUGCACAACUCCGAUGUAUAACGAAGGGGAAUUUGAACGAGCCUUCAAUAUCACCUUCUAUGAGUGAUUCCGAAGAGCCAGCUACCGCAGAUAACAGCCUCUCAGAACAGCUGACAAACAAUGCGCAAACUAGAGCGUUGAAAUUAGAGCUAGAAAAUCGACGUUUGGUUACAUUAAUCGAUUCCCUCCAAGAAAAUUCUUUCCACGAAAACUCGACUAGAGUUUUGGAGCUUGAAAAAGACAAAAAGAAAUUGUCGUUGAAAAUAAGUUCGUUGAAUGAUAACUACGAACGAUUGACACAGCAGAAUGCAGAUCUUGAAAGAAUAUGUAGAGAUGCUCUUGAGGAGAAUAAAAAACUCCAAGACUCCUUAAACAAUAAACGCACAUUAGUCGAUAAGCAGCAGCUGGAAAAUCAGGCGCAGUCAGUGAAGAUAUCAGAAUUGGAACGGAGUCUUGAUUUAGCGAUUAAAGAAAAGCAGCGAAUUCAAUCUCUCCAAGAAAGUGCGCAAAGACGAGCUGACGACCUGGAGAAAUCUCUCGACUCAGCAAACUCAAAAUUGGAGGAGAUGAAUAACGUCGAAGGCCGGCUCUCUGAUACAUUGCUGAGGUGUACGGAACUACAAACAAAACUUGUCACCUUAGAAAGGGAAAAGGAGAACGCUCAGCGUGACGUCAACAAAUAUCGACUCACGAUCGAAGUAAGUGAAAUAAUCCCGGGAUACAACUCAGAAUCAAAAGGAAUGAUUAUUGUGUCGUUAAAUCUCACUGUUUUUUCGCAGGACAAGGAUAUCGCACUCGACAAAGCAGCGAACGAGAUAGAUAUUACUAAUAAAACCAUAGCGCAAUUGAAACAGGAAGUUGAUGAGUACAAUUCCCAAAUUUCCAGGUUGCGAGACAUCGAAAGAUCCAGCAAAGAACUAGAUUCUCGCGCUGCUAUUGAUAGAGAGACCUUGGAAGCGUUGCAGUCAGAUUUAGUGGCGGAAAAAAUGAAUACUCAGCAUCUUUCAACGGUGUUGGAGAAAUUUGGUGUGAAUAUUAACAUGCUAUUGUCACUACCAACAGAUGAGAUAUUGGAAACGAUUGCUAAAGUACCGGAAGUUAUCGACAACGUGAAAAAAUUUGUUUCUGUUGAAACUCUGGCCUUAGAUAUAAAAUCAGAAAUUGAGAGUUCACCCACCGUCAAUGACAUUGACACCAUUACUGAACAAAAUCGUUUGCUGGCUACUGUAGAGACACUGGAGAUGGAAAGUAAGAAACUGCGUUCUGAACUGACAGCAUCGCAAGUUACUUCAGACAAUCUUUUGGAAGAGAAUGCUAAGCUUCAAGUAAAUAUUACAACGCUACAGUCACAGAAUACCUCGUUGACGACCCAGCAUACCGCCCUCCAAUUAGCCAACUCACAACUUGUUGCUGAGAAGGAAGAGCUUUUGAAAGAACAGACAACUCACGAAACCAUCCACGCUCAACUACUUAAUGAUCAAAUAGCUCUUCAAAUACUCCAUGAGGGGUUGAACACAGAGUACGAAAAAUUACUUCUAGAACGAGAAGUAGUAAAAUCGACCCUUCGAGAUGUUAAAAAUGAAGCCAGAGUUUUGAGAGAGACCAAUCAAAAUCUGGAGUCAAAAGUUAAAUCCCUUCAAGUCGAGAGGGAAACUCUGAUCAACAACGCUAAGAGCCUCAACAAUCUAAGAGGAGAACAUUCGAAGUUGAAGGAGGAUUUCAGAAAUCUAUUUACGGCAACAGAGAAGCUAAAGUCCGAGUACAGAAACUUACAAGAGGAUUAUAAAAAUAAUAAAAUGGAGACGAAUCGUUUGAGUCUCAAGCAGACUGAAACCAAUGGAGAACUCGUACUUAAAGAUGAAAGAUGCUCCUAUUUAGAAUUUGAAAUGAGCAAACUCAAUCAACGAUGCGAGAUGUUGCUGCAAAUGAACUCGGGUUUGGACAACGAUAGACGUUCAUUAAUGGACCAUGUCAGUCUCCUUUUGAGCCAGUAUCACGAAUUACUGACACAUUCGCUCGACGACAAGGAGCACUAUCACAUGGAGGAAAAAUUAUUUACGGACAAAGUCAACAAUCUCUGUCGACAGAAAGAAAAACUUGAGGAAAAGAUAAUGGAGCAUUAUCGUAAGCUUGAAAGUUGUUCAACAAAAAAAAAAGGGUUUGGGGCUAGUUUUGUAAGAAGAGUUAGAAAAGCUGGCUCCGAACUUCUAAAUAAGAAUCGCCGAUCUUGGGCAGAGGACACCAAACAAAUGGAAGGAAAAACCUACGAAUCUGAAUCUGGUGGAAACGACUCCGAUGCCAGCAUAGAUGAUGUGAGACCUACAAGAGAAAAAUCAGACACAAAUGAGCUGAGAAAUGAUCCGCUGUCGUUGGGAUACCCUGGAACACGUAGAACGGUUUACUACACGGAUGGAAUUCCAACGAGUGCGACCACUCUGGAUGGACAGGGGGUUCCAGAAUCGUCGAGAAAAAAAGAUGGAGAAGACAGAAUCAGGGGUCUAGUUGACGCGAAUGUGACUCCUGAAUCGGAAGAGCAAAAUAUAAAGCACCCAGUGUUGAUAUACAACAAAGUUUCGGCGACAAUAAAUGAAUCACGAAAUAUUUCUACAAGUGAAAAAGAUAUUCCUAAUAAUGAGGAGGGUGUAACAGUGGAAAGAUCGUCGGAAAAAGAUGUAAAAGCUGGAUCAGUUUGGUAUGAAUAUGGCUGCGUAUAAUUGAAUCCACGAACUAUUGAGUUUUAAUUAUGUUAUAAUUGCGUUACGAGUACAAAUUGUAAAUAUUAGUGCUUAUUUUACUAUUGCUUUACGGCAUAUUUGUAUUGAAGUAUUAUUUUAAGGCUGGAUAGUUUUUAAGGGAACAAACGAGAAUCCCUUUCAACAUUUAUAACAGUUACCGAAUGUGGGCUUAAUUUAUCGAUAACUUUAAGCAUUUAUAUUUGAUGGGGUAAAAAUUGUAGUUAGGAUUGCUCCCUCGAACGGAGUAGAAGAUGAAAUGGUUUAGGUGUCAAAAUCUUGUUCUUAAUAAUGUUAAAUCUAAUUAGUACCUCAAUAAGACUGGUCUUUUAACGAAUUUACUCACCUCGCUCUAGAGAGGCCCGAUAUGCAGUUUCAGUGUAGAAAAAGAAAUUGAUUUACGCAUUUUUUUAUUGAUAAAGUUUUCGUUUUCGAGAGACAAGACUUUGUCAGGUCUCAUGCUGAAUCGAUGGCAUGCUUUUUAUUCGACUAGAAGUAAGUAGAUGAUGACGUAGAUCUUGCAGAAAUUAUAAACAAAGCACUCUUGUUUUUACGCCAAAAUAAAGAAUCAGGAUUCGUUAUAGAAAUGCACCUACUCAAUAAUACAAGUAAAUUAGAAUUAAUUUUAUCGUGCUCUCCAUUGCUAUGGUACUAACCGAUCUUUAAAUACUGUAGAAUUUUUGCUACUGAAUAAUGUUUUUUAGGAACAAAUAUACGAGCAACGUUAUAAUUUA